AGCCUCGCCUUGUUGUCGGGGUGAAUCUUUAGUAAAUGUUUUUGUUUUGGCGACGGUCUCUGUUAAAAUCCCAGCAUGUCGAACGUGUCCUACCACAUCUCCAACUUGUUGGAGAAAAUGACAUCAACUGACAAAGACUUCAGGUUCAUGGCCACCAACGACCUGAUGCUGGAGCUGCAGAAGGACAGCAUUAAGCUGGACGAGGACAGCGAGAGGAAAGUGGUGGACAUGCUGCUCAGACUGCUGGAGGACAAGAACGGAGAGGUGCAGAACCUGGCUGUGAAAUGUCUGGCUCCUCUGGUGGGUAAGGUGAAGGAGCCUCAGGUGGAGGCCAUGGUGGACAUCCUGUGUGCAAACAUGACGUCAGACAAGGAGCAGCUGAGGGACAUUUCCAGCAUGGGGCUGAAGGCUGUGAUCGCAGAGCUGCCGCUGUCCUCCUCAGGUUUGGGUCUGACGGUCGGUGUGUGCAGGAGGAUCACGUCGCAGCUGAUUGGAGCUCUGAGCAAACAAGAAGACGCGUCCGUUCAGUUGGAGGCCCUGGACAUCCUGUCGGACAUGUUGGGAAGGUUGAGCGGCGCUCUGGUCAGUUUUCACGGCUCGCUGCUCUCCAGUCUGCUGCCUCAGCUAACCAGCUCCAGGAUGGCGGUCAGGAAGCGCUCCAUCUUGGCCCUGGGUCACCUGGUGCCCUGCUGUAGCCCCGCCCUCUUCUCCCAGCUGACUGAGCACCUGGUGAGCGAGCUGGCUAAGAACCCGCAGACCUCAAUGACGAGGACGUACAUCCAGUGCCUGGCGACCGUCAGCCGGCAGGGCGGCCAUCGAGUCGGUGAACACUUAGAGAGGCUCACCCCUCUGGUGGUGAAGUUCACUGGCGUUGAAGACGACGAGUUGAGAGAAUAUUGUUUCCAGGCCUUGGAAGCUUUUAUACGAAGGUGUCCAAAGGAGAUGUCGCCUCACGUUGCCACGGUGACUCAGCUCUGUCUGAAGUUCAUGACCUUUGACCCAAACUACAACGAUGACGACAGCGAGGAGGACGAGGAGGACAGCAUGGACGUAGAGGACGGACUUGACGAAGAAUCAGACGACGAGUACAGCGACGACGACGACAUGAGCUGGAAGGUUCGCCGUUCUGCAGUCAAGUGUCUGGAGGCGCUGAUCGCCAUGCGCCGGGACCUCCUGCUCUCCUUCUACUCCUCUGUCUGCCCCGCCCUGCUGGCCCGCUUCAAGGAGCGCGAGGAGAACGUGAGGGCCGACGUGUUCGCUGCCUUCUCAACGCUGCUGAGGCAAACCCGCGUGGACUUGAGUCACCACGGCCUCGUCACGGCCGCUUCAGACCCGAGCCGUCGGGAGGAGGAACCGGCGGUCGCUCAGCUGAAGAAACAGGUUCCGGUGAUCGUUAAAGCUCUGCACAGACUGCUGAAGGAGAAGAGCUUCAAGUCUCGACAGGGAUGCUUCUGUCUCCUCACAGAGCUGGCUCACACGGUUCCUGGAUCCCUGGAGGAGCACAUACCUGCACUAAUACCUGGCAUCAUCUUCUCCCUGACAGACAAGUUCACCUCCUCCACCAUGAGGAUCGAUGCUCUCUCCUUCCUCAACGUCCUCCUCCUCUCCCUCCCUCCGCAGGCCUUUCAGACACACGUGCAGGUUCUGCUGCCCGUGGUCUUGUCGUGUGUCGAGGACACUUUCUAUAAGAUCACCUCGGAGGCCCUGCUGGUCACUCAGCAGCUCAUCAAAGUCAUGAGACCACAGGGACAGACGGACACUUCUGGAGGAUUUGACCCCAAACCGUUCGUCAAAGAGGUGUUUUCAGUCACAAUGAAAAGGCUCAAAGCUGCAGACAUCGACCAGGAAGUGAAGGAAAGAGCCAUUUCCUGUAUGGGCCACAUGGUGUGCCACCUUGGGGACCACCUGGGCGCAGAGCUUCAUGGAGUCUUGACGAUCUUUUUGGAGAGAUUAAAGAAUGAGAUAACCAGACUGACGGCAGUUAGAACCAUCACUUUGAUUUCUGCUUCCCCGUUAAAGAUAGACCUGUCACCCAUCCUCCCGGAGGCCCUGUCUGUUUUGGGGUCUUUCUUGAGGAAGAACCAGCGAGCUCUGAAGCUCGGCACGUUGGCGUGUCUCACAGCUCUGGUCAUUCAUCACGCUGCCAGAAUCAAACCUGCAGCUCUGGAGCCGGUGCUGAAUGAGAUUCCCCCUCUGGUGGAUGAGAGUGACAUGCACGUAUCACAGGUGUCCAUCACUUUGCUGACGGUCAUGGCCAAAGCCUUCUCCUCCUCUCUGGCCAAGAUCAGCUCAUCUGUGCUGCCAGGAGUCUUCAGACUCAUCCACUCCCCUCUGCUGCAGGGUGGCGCUCUGGGAGCCAUUCUGGACUUCCUUCAGGCCCUGGUUCUGUCCAAAGCCACUAACCUGGGCUACAGUCAGUUGCUGAAGUCUCUCAUGGAGCCUUUUCAAAGCGUGAAGUCGUCUGCAGACAGCAGCGUCCUGCACAGACAGUCCUACCACUCCGUCGCUCGCUGUGUGGCCGCUCUGUCCUCAGCUUCGCCCAGAGACACGCCGAGCACCGUCAGUGCGCUCAUACAGCAGAUAAAGAAUCCUGGAUCUCCAGAGUCGGCCCGAGUCCUGGCUCUGCUGUGUCUGGGGGAGGUGGGGAGGAGCGGCAGUCUGGGAGGGAGCAAGGAGGUGCAAGGAGUCAUCCUGGAGGCCUUUUCCUCCACCAGCGAGGAGAUAAAGACGGCAGCCUCGUGCGCGUUAGGCGGCGUGGCAGUCGGUAGUCUGAACGAGUACCUGCCCUUCGUCCUGAAGGAGGUUUUAGCUCAGCCUCGAAGACAAUACCUGCUGCUGCACUCGCUCAAAGACGUCAUCAGCUCCUCUCCAGCCUCCAGCCUCUCCCCUCUCGUAGAGUCCAUCUGGGCUCUGCUGGUCCAGCUCUGUGAGUGUUCGGAGGAGGGAACCAGGAACCUGGUGGCUGAAUGUUUGGGAAAACUGACGUUAGUCACCCCAGCACAACUUCUGCCCAGACUAAGACAACAACUUAAAUCUGGUUCUCCUCUGGCUCGCAGCACGGUGGUGACGGCCAUAAAGUUUACUAUCGUUGACCAUCCAGCUCCCAUAGACUCUCUGCUGAAGGACUGCAUCGGUGACUUCCUGAAGACUCUGCAUGAUGGUGACAUCAACGUGCGUCGUGUCGCCUUGGUCAUGUUCAACUCUGCGGCCCAUAAUAAACCAUCUCUGAUCCGGGGACUUCUGGGAACAGUUCUGCCUCACCUUUACAAGGAAACUCGGAUCAGGAAGGACCUGAUCAGAGAAGUGGAGAUGGGGCCGUUCAAACACUCUGUGGACGACGGCUUGGACGUGCGGAAAGCUGCGUUUGAGUGCAUGUACACUCUGCUGGACAGCUGCCUGGAGGGGCUGGAUGUCCUGCAGUUUCUGGAUCACGUAGAGGAAGGACUCAAGGACCACUAUGAUAUCAGGAUGCUGACCUUCUUGAUGUUGGCCAGACUGGUCUCUUUAAGUCCUGCUGCUGUUCUGCAAAGACUGGACAGACUGGUGGAGCCUCUUAAAGCCACCUGCACCACCAAAGUGAAGGCUGGCUCUGUGAAGCAGGAGUUUGAGAAGCAGGAGGAGCUGCGGCGCUCUGCCAUGCGCGCUGUCGCCGCCCUGCUGGCGGUGCCGGAAGUGGAGAGGAGCCCCAGCAUGGCCGAAUUCGCCAACCAGAUCCGAUCCAACGCUGACAUGGCGUCCAUCUUCCAGAGUGUCCAGGGAGGGGACGGAGGGGGCUUAGGACCCACAGAGAGCAUGGAUAUGAGCUAG
Nematolebias whitei (Rio pearlfish) is the source of this 3807-nucleotide messenger RNA. RefSeq names its product cullin-associated and neddylation-dissociated 2 (putative) (gene cand2). The record is from RefSeq and is a predicted model, not a curated record. The transcript has 24 exons. Bases 76 to 3807 code for a protein of 1243 amino acids. Lineage: Eukaryota; Metazoa; Chordata; Actinopteri; Cyprinodontiformes; Rivulidae. Gene Ontology annotation, biological process: SCF complex assembly; protein ubiquitination. Gene Ontology annotation, cellular component: nucleus.